CCCGUCAAUUCAAUUCAGUUCAAUUCAAUUCGAUACAAGUAUUUUAGCAGUUCCUUGUUCCAACUUGCUUCCAAGUCCAAUACAAAAUCAAUCAAAGUAUCUCUCUCUCUCUCUCUCUCUCUCUCAAUGGAAAACAAGAGAGAAGAUGAAGGGAAGGCCAUGCUCGAUCUCAUGCCCGUCUUCGCCAAGGAGCUCCUUGCCGGUGGCCUCGCCGGUGGCUUUGCCAAGACCGUCGUUGCUCCUCUCGAACGUGUCAAAAUUCUCUUUCAGACCCGAAGAGCUGAGUUUCAGAGCAGUGGAUUAUCUGGAUCAGUUAUCAGAAUUGCCAAAACGGAAGGCUUCUUGGGUUUCUACAGAGGAAAUGGAGCAAGUGUUGCAAGGAUUGUUCCUUAUGCAGCUCUUCAUUAUAUGUCCUAUGAGGAAUACCGCAGAUGGAUUAUGCUAACUUUUCCUGAUGUUUUCAAAGGCCCUACCCUUGACCUUGUGGCAGGGUCUCUGUCUGGAGGGACAGCUGUGCUUUUUACUUAUCCCCUUGACUUAAUUCGGACUAAGUUAGCUUAUCAGGUUGUUAGUCCAACAAAAUUGAAUGCUUCAGGGAUGGUUUAUAAUGAACAAGUUUACAGAGGGAUCCGUGAUUGUCUUGCAAAAACUUAUAAAGAGGGUGGCAUUAGAGGUCUCUAUCGGGGAGUGGCUCCAACACUCGUUGGAAUAUUCCCAUACGCGGGUUUGAAAUUCUACGUCUAUGAGGAAAUGAAGCGCCAUGUCCCUGAGGAGUACAAUAAAAGCAUCAUGGCAAAACUCACGUGUGGAUCUGUAGCAGGUUUAUUGGGUCAGACCUUCACAUAUCCUCUUGAAGUUGUUAGGAGGCAAAUGCAGGUUCAAAAACUAGUGGCAUCCGAUAAUGCUGAAUUGAAUGGGACUCUGAGAUCCAUGAUUUUGAUAGCUCAAAAGCAAGGCUGGAAGCAACUCUUUUCAGGGCUGAGCAUCAAUUACAUAAAGGUUGUUCCAUCUGUGGCCAUUGGGUUUACAGUUUAUGAUACUAUGAAAUCAUGGCUGAGAGUUCCAUCAAGAGAUGAAGCUGCAGUUGAAGUGAUAACCAACAAAAGAAUCAGCCAACCAUCCUCACAGUAAUAAUACGAAAUUCUUCCAUUCAAAUUCCAGCCCUCCUAAGUCCUAACUCCUCAUAGGCUUCAAACUGGCUUCUUGGUCUCAUUCUGUUUCCACUGUUAUUCAUCUAUUUUUUUUAGCUGCACAUUACAUUCUUUCAAGCUGUACAGCGAGAUAGAGGUUAUAUUCCAUUUUCAAAUACCAUACGAUAUGUAUUUCUGUAACACCUUACCAAGGAAUGAUCCCUUGACUCAGAUCUCAUUGAUUUCAUCAUUUAAGGAGAUAACAACACGUAUGUUGUUUAGGUAGGUCAAAAUAUGUACAUACAGACAGAAGACAAAUUGCACUUUUUGAAUGUGCAAGUAGA
Gastrolobium bilobum is the source of this 1474-nucleotide messenger RNA. Its product is annotated as mitochondrial carrier protein CoAc2. Gene Ontology annotation, biological process: transmembrane transport. The record is from RefSeq and is a predicted model, not a curated record. Lineage: Eukaryota; Viridiplantae; Streptophyta; Magnoliopsida; Fabales; Fabaceae. Gene Ontology annotation, cellular component: mitochondrial inner membrane. The transcript has 7 exons. The coding region runs from base 127 to 1131 and encodes 334 amino acids.